AUUACUUCGAUGUCCAUACAUAGAACAAUUUUCGUUUCGUGUUAGUCGGUCUAAACAGUCAAGAAAUGAAUUAUUUUCAAGGAAACCUUAACAAAGCGGACUAUCAUGAUUUUCCUCAGAAGACAGUAUCCGUCAAUAUAAGUGCGAAGAAUAGAACACUAUAUCCAACUGUAACAGGAACGUCUGUCUUGGGAGUAAAAUUUGACGGUGGUGUGAUAAUCGGUGCGGAUAACCUCGGUUCAUACGGCUCUCUCGCCAGAUUUAGGGGUUGUGAGCGAGUUAUGAAAGUGAACGAUACAACAAUUUUGGGGGCCAGUGGAGAUUACGCAGAUUAUCAACAUCUUAAGGGAAUAAUCGAGCAGAAAGUUGUUACUGAAGAAUGCUUGGAUGAUGGUUUUAAUUUAACCCCAAAGAGUUUAUUUAGUUGGCUCAGGAUGCUCAUGUACAGCAAACGUUCCAACUUUGAUCCAUUGUGGAACACUACAAUUAUAGGAGGAUUAGAAAACAACGAACCUUUUCUCGGAUAUGUUGAUAAGAUUGGAACAGCAUAUGAAUCUACUGCCGUCGGGACCGGUUAUGGUGCCUAUAUAGCUUUGCCUUUAUUGAGAGAAGCUACUGAUCACAAGCCACCUUUGACUGAGCAACAAGCAUUGGAUUUGAUGGAAAAAUGCUUUCGUGUAUUGUAUUACAGAGAUGCCAGAUCUCUAAACAAGUACCAAGUGGCUAUUGUCACAAAGGAUGGAUGUAGAAUACUAUCUGACAAGAGGGUCAAUGAUGAUUGGUCAAUUGCACCGAUGGUUCGAGGGUACGAAUAA
Molecule: messenger RNA, 815 nt
Organism: Dimorphilus gyrociliatus
Lineage: Eukaryota; Metazoa; Annelida; Polychaeta; Dinophilidae
Source: the annotation of a GenBank genome assembly